Molecule: messenger RNA, 393 nt
Organism: Aspergillus welwitschiae
Lineage: Eukaryota; Fungi; Ascomycota; Eurotiomycetes; Eurotiales; Aspergillaceae
Exons: 4
Coding region: 1-393 (130 amino acids)
Source: RefSeq, a predicted model, not a curated record
AUGUGGGGGCCUUGUGCCGCUUUCAAAGUCACUUGUGCCGCGCACGGAUACACUAUUGUCGUGUCGCGCGAAGUGGACAUUUAUCGUAUCCUUCAUCGCGCACAAGGAUCUGCGAUUCCAGUUUUCCUUGGAGCCAUCGACUUGGCCAAGGUCUACUUCCUGCACGGCGCAGGAGAUAUACGGCACAUGCUCCUUAUGGGCUGGGGCGGUGUCAUCCACGAAGAUCUCCGGCCAGAGAAUAUACUAUGGAAUGCUGGACUAUAUCGUGCGUUAGUUAUUGAUUUUCAUCGAUGCGCGCUAGAUCAGCAGCCCACGUACAAACGGCCAGGGUCUGUCCAACGGCGCCAAUGUGGGCCUCAAGAACGUGAAUGCAAGAGAGUACGCGUGUCUUGA